AUGUCCGCCAUGUACCCCCGGCGCAAGCCGCUAGGCGCGGGGGUGCGCUUCGACAACGAUCGCGACGUCCCCUCGCCGAGAGCCGACGGCAGCAACAGCUUACCGAGGGCGAGCGCCGGCGUCGACGCGCAGCCUGACGACGGGGGGGCGCUGACGGGCGGGCAGAAGAAACCGGGGGAGGAAGGCGGAGUGCAAGGGGAGGGCGGUGUGGGGAGAUUGGGGUCGGGGCGGAGCAAGUGGCAGACGGUGCGGCGGUCGCUGAAAGACAUCAAAGAGGCGGAGCGCGAGCUCAAGGACAAGGCGGACACCGCGCGCGGAGGGGCGGCGGCGGACGACGAGGGCGGGAGUGAGGGCGCGGACGACGACGACCUGGAGCGGCUCGCCAAGGACCUCGAAGCGCUGCGCGCCGAGCGCAAGGCGCGGCAGCAGCAGCAGAAGCAGCAGCGCGCGACGAUCCAGAUAGGCAGCGCGGGGGGAGCGCCGCAGUCGGCGGUGCACGUGGACAUGCCGGGCGGCGCGCGGCAGCGCAAGAUGGUGCGGCAGAGUGUGAUCAUGUGCAUGGACCCCAUGUGCAACCGCUGCCCGCCCGAGAUGCACCUCCACAUGCGCAAAAUGAUGGCCGCCGCCGCGCCCGGGGCCAGCGCGGCGGUGACGCCAGUGGCGAAGGACUACUCGGCGAUGGACUGGAUGCUGGACGACGACGGGGAUGAGGACGGCGACGGCGAGGAGGAGCUGCUCGUCACACUGCGCUGCUGCGGCCUCCGAUUCACCUACCGGCGGCGGCGCUUCCUGCUGCGGCGGUUCCUGGCGGAGCUGUGGCCGCCGCCGCUGCUGCAUCCGCACAGCUACUACGUGAAGCUGUGGGUGAAGCUGCAGUUCGGCUCCAUGCUCGCCGCCUUCCUGCUCGACCCCUUCUUCCUCCUCGUCCUCUCCGUCUCCCAGGAGAACAUGUGUGUGUACACGAGGUGGACCUUCGCCUACUGUCUCGUCGGCAUUCGCACCUUCCUUGACUUCCUCACGCUCCUCAACAUGCUCGUGCAUACGCGCAUGAUGUUCAACGCGACGCACGACCAUGUGAAGGAGGGCAACAUACGCAACUCCAGUGGCGACCCCGUGAAGCUGGGCGACCUGGUGGUGGACGGCCGCGCCAUCCUCUUCAACUACCUCCGCACGCUCUUCCUCGCUGACCUCCUCGCCCUCAUCCCCCUCCCCCAGAUAAUCACGGUGGCGGUGCUGCCGCUCUCACCGGACGUGAACGUGUCGCAGACGUGGCAGGUGGCGGUGCGCAUCAGCGUGCUGCUGCAGUUUGUGCCGCGCCUGGCGCGCAUGUACCCCAUGCUGUCGGGCCAGGGCAGCCACUCCGUGCUCUUUGAGACCGCCUGGGCGUCCUUUCUGCUCAACCUCGUCGCCUUCUUCAUGGGCUCCAACGUGGUCGGCACGCUGUGGUACCUGCUCACCAUGCAGCGCACCGCCACCUGCCUCGUCAACUCCUGCCUGCCCGACUCCUCGCCGCCGUGCAACCAGGCCUUCCUCAGCUGCCCAGGGGAGGGCACGGCGGGGUACAGCGACUGGCUGGCGGGCAGCAGUGACAUGUACGACACGUGUCUGAGCAGCAGUGGCAUCAGCAGCGACUUCUACGGCAUGUACACCACGGGCGUGCGCGUCGUGCAGCUCGGCUCCUUCUUCUCCACCUGGCUCUACUCCCUCAUGUGGGGCUUCCAGCAAAUCAGUACGCUGGCGGGCAAUCUAGUGCCAACCACGGAGGUGGGCGAGGUGGUGUUCAUGCUGCUCAUCAUCGCACUCGGGCUCUUCUUGUUCGCCUUCCUCAUCGGCAACAUGCAGAACUUCCUGCAGUCCCUCAGCCGCAGGUCGUUUGAGCACCGGCUGCAUCUGAGGGACUUGGAGCAGUGGAUGUCGCAGCGAGACAUUCCCCGCGAGCUGCAGAGGCGGGUGCGGGACUUGGAGCGGUACGUGUGGACGGUGAACCAGGGCGUGGACGAGGAGGAGGUCAUGACGUCACUGUCGGAGGACAUUCAGAGGGACGUGCGCCGCCACCUCUCCUACGAGCUCAUCACCCAGCACUGUGUGCUGCUCAAGGGCAUGCCGGAGCAGGUGCUGGACGCCAUCUGCGAGCGGCUGAAGCAGCGCCUGUACAUCGACGGCACGGUGGUGCUGCGCGAGGGCUCGCCCGUGUCGCGCAUGUUCUUCGUGCUGCGCGGCACGCUGCAGAGCUCCACCACCAAUGGCGGGCGCACGGGGUUCUACGAGGAGGUGCUGCUGGGGAAGGGCGAGUUUGUGGGCGAGGAGCUGCUGGUCUACUUCAUUGAGAAGUACGCCGAGGUCUCCAAGAAACAAAGCUCCCGCCGCUCCCUUCGCCGCGAUGUGAAGGUGGGGUCGGCGGUGAUGCCGGAGAUGCUGCCCAAGUCGGAGCGCACCUUCUGCUGCAUCGGCCCCGUCGAGGGCUUCUCACUGGAAGCAGCCGACAUUGACUUCGUGUGCACUCAGUUCUUCACCGUCAUGCAGUCCGACCAAGUGCAGCACGCCCUCAACCUGUGCUCGUUGAACCGGCGCAUGCGGGCAGCCACGACCAUCCAGGUGUGGUACCGGUCGGUGCUGCGGCGCCGCCUCAAGCUGCCCAUCGACGUGAUGCGGCAGGCCAUCCGCACCAAGCGCAUCGGCGCGCUCCUGCGCUCCCUGCGCGCCCAGGCCUCCAACGAGGCCGGUUCCGGCACGCAUCCCCGCGGGGGGGACGGGUCGGUGGGAAAAGGCUCGGGCAGCGAGCACGGGUCGGCGGAGCACGGGCCUGGCAGGGGCAAGCAGGCAAGCCCAGACAAAAGGAUUAGCAGUGGCAAGGGGGGGCGCGUGGUGUUUGAGCCCAAGGAUAAGGAGAAGGGGAGUGCGAAACGGGGUAAGGUGUACCGUGCACUGAGGUCGCUGGGCGGGGGAGGCAGGACUUCAGAGAGCCAAGGCGGCGAGGAGGAGGAGGAGGGCGGUGAGAAGAAAGAAGCCACAGCUGUAGAAGCAGCAGGAGACGAAGGUGAGAAUCAAGUGGCUGAGGAAAAUGUUGGAGGUGGUGAUGCAAACAGCAAAUAG
Closterium sp. Yama58-4 is the source of this 3093-nucleotide messenger RNA. The record is from the annotation of a GenBank genome assembly. Lineage: Eukaryota; Viridiplantae; Streptophyta; Zygnematophyceae; Desmidiales; Closteriaceae.